GAUGAGUUUGAGAGCUUCGCUUCUCCUGUCGUGUUUGUAGCUCAGGUCGUUAGUUUAUGUCAUUGAUCAGAAAGUGCAUUAGUAACGGUAGCUGUGGAUUUAAUCUCCCUCAUCCAGAGCUCUGCUUUUACUCGAAUGGAACAUGUCCCUGACACCAGCUGCAUGUGAUUUUGGGCUGCUGGACAGACAGGAGGAGGACAUAAAACCUCAGGCAGCUGUAAUUCGGCGGAACCUUUUUGGCCCUGUGGACCACCAGCAGUUGCAGCAGGACUUCCAGAGGCUCUUCUGCAUGAGCGUGGAGAACGCCAAACAGCGCUGGAACUUUGACUUUCAGAGGGACCAGCCUGUCCCCGGCUGCGUUGAGUGGGAAGAGCUGCGGUGCCAGGACGUCCCAGCAUUCUACCAUAGCUGUGUGGUCAGGCCCGGUAUGGCAAAGCAAAUGGUGGAAGCAGCUGUUGGAGAAGGAUCCUGCGCUUGUUCUUCUCAAGCAAAGGCCACAGAGAAAUAUCUGGAGCUUUGGACCAGAGGAACUUUGAGGGGAACCAAGCCAGAGAAGAGAAAGGCUGCACUGCUGGGGGUCAAUAGCAGACAAGCAAACAUCACAGACUUUUUCAGAGUGUCUAAAAGAAGAUUUCUUCAUCACAAAGCUUCACCAGGACAGUAAACAUUACUUGGACUUUUUUUGUAUAAAUGUACAUACAAUAUUUGCACAUGUAGCUCUUCUAACUGACCAGCAAAUAAGACUUAAUAGGCUAUAUACAUAUAUAUAUAUAUAUAUAUA
This is a messenger RNA of Rhinichthys klamathensis goyatoka, 781 nucleotides long. RefSeq names its product cyclin-dependent kinase inhibitor 1D (gene cdkn1d). Bases 143 to 664 code for a protein of 173 amino acids. Gene Ontology annotation, cellular component: nucleus. Lineage: Eukaryota; Metazoa; Chordata; Actinopteri; Cypriniformes; Leuciscidae. The record is from RefSeq and is a predicted model, not a curated record. The transcript has 3 exons. Gene Ontology annotation, biological process: regulation of mitotic cell cycle; signal transduction by p53 class mediator. Gene Ontology annotation, molecular function: cyclin-dependent protein serine/threonine kinase inhibitor activity.